Messenger RNA from Lindgomyces ingoldianus, 1148 nucleotides. Its product is annotated as PLP-dependent transferase. Gene Ontology annotation, biological process: biosynthetic process; amino acid metabolic process. The transcript has 2 exons. Gene Ontology annotation, molecular function: pyridoxal phosphate binding; transaminase activity. The record is from RefSeq and is a predicted model, not a curated record. Bases 173 to 1108 code for a protein of 311 amino acids. NCBI's taxonomy places the organism in Eukaryota, Fungi, Ascomycota, Dothideomycetes, Pleosporales, Lindgomycetaceae.
AAGUUCAUUAACAAGUAUGAUCUGGGGUCUUUCCCUGCCGAAGUUGUUUUGUCCUUUGGUAAUAUUUAUCGGCUGUUGAUCUUCACUGACGAAAUGCAGAUACUUCCACCCAUAUAAGCCUAUCACGGCGGAUGAGCUCACAGUUGCGAAUGGGUGUACGCCCAUCUUUAACAUGCUUGGAAUAGUGUUGGGAGACCCGGGAGAUGGCAUCAUGCUGUCGAUGCCAAGUUAUAUCGCCUUUCCCAUGGACUUUGGCCUUCUCGCAAAAAUGAAGGCCGUCUUCGUUCCAUUCCACGAUACCGAUCAAUUCUCACCCUUGGUUGUGUCUAAGUAUGAAGAAGCCCGUCGCAAGGCCGAAGAUUCUGGAACUCGCAUUCGCGUUCUUCUGCUCUGCAAUCCACACAACCCAUUGGGGCUAUGCUACACAAAAGACACACUAAUCGCGCUCAUGGAGUUCUGCAAUGAACACAAGAUCCAUAUCAUAGCAGAUGAAAUCUACGCGAUGUCGGUUUACGAGGUGCCGGAGUCUACUGCGGUGCCUUUUACUUCAGUGCUGUCUUUCGACUACACUCAAUACAUCAAUCCUAAUUAUCUCCACUUCGUUUACGGAAUGUCAAAGGACUUUGCCUGUGGCGGCCUGCGAAUGGGUGUCCUAUGGUCCCAAAACAAAGACCUCGUCCGAGCAACAAGCUGUAUAAACCAAUUCCACUGGUCGGGCCAAAUCGACGAACGCGUCGCCGUCACCAUCCUCGAAGACUCAGACUGGCUCGAUACUUUUCUUAAAACCUCACAGCAGCGACUCGCAGCAGGAAACAAGCUGGCGCGACAGCUGAUGGAUGAAGCGGGGAUCAAGUACUCUGCAGGCUCGAAUGCAGGGUUCUUCUUUUGGAUUGAUUUGAGUUCGUGGUUGAGGGAGCAGGAUGGGAAGGACGGGUGGGAGAGGGAGGAGAAGCUACUGGGAAGGAUGUUGGGGAACAAGGUGUUCUUGACGAAUGGCAAGGCGCAGGCGAGCGAGAAGCCUGGGUUCUUUAGGUUGGUGUUUAGUCAUGAGGAGGUGGUGUUCAGGGAGGGGUUUAAGAGGCUUGUGAGGACCUUGAAAGAGGCAUAGAAGAGUAUUGAUAUAAAUAGGGAUGUAAGUCGUCGAUGAU